This is a messenger RNA of Xenopus tropicalis (tropical clawed frog), 1679 nucleotides long. RefSeq names its product pleckstrin homology and FYVE domain containing 2 (gene plekhf2). Lineage: Eukaryota; Metazoa; Chordata; Amphibia; Anura; Pipidae. The record is from RefSeq and is marked provisional. Gene Ontology annotation, molecular function: metal ion binding. Gene Ontology annotation, cellular component: early endosome; early endosome membrane; endoplasmic reticulum.
CCCGUUCCUUUUAUUUAUUAUUUUUAACGCUACCGAUACUUCCUAAAUCCCCGAUGAGCGGCGCAGGGGAGGCCGCGCGUUAUUUUGCGCCGUGUCAGGAGUCCGUGUGAGCCGCCGCCGCCGCCGCAGGAGAACUUACCGGGAAGGCACAGGAGAAUCGCAAAGCUUAGCUCUCGGUGUAGUAAUCACUUCCUUCACUUCGAUCUGCCAAAGAUGGUUGAUCGCUUGGCAAACAGCGAGGCAAAUUCAAAACGUAUAAACCUAGUGGAAAGUUGCUUUGGAACAGCUGGCCAGCCAUUGGCGAUCCCAGGUCGAGUUCUAAUUGGAGAAGGAGUUCUUACAAAACUUUGCAGGAAAAAACCAAAAGCCAGACAGUUUUUCCUAUUCAACGAUAUUCUAGUCUAUGGUAAUAUUGUUAUUCAGAAGAAAAAGUACAACAAGCAGCACAUUAUUCCUCUCGAAAACGUUACCAUUGAUACCAUUGAAGAUGAAGGAGAGCUGCGAAAUGGCUGGUUGAUUAAAACUCCUACCAAAUCAUUUGCAGUUUAUGCCGCCACGGCCACAGAGAAAUCCGAAUGGAUGAAUCACAUUAAUAAAUGCGUUUGUGAUCUAAUAUCCAAAAGCGGGAAGACUCCCAACAGUGAACAUGCGGCAGUCUGGAUACCGGAUUCAGAGGCAACAAUUUGCAUGCGCUGUAAGAAAGUGAAAUUUACCCCCGUCAAUCGCCGACAUCACUGCCGGAAAUGUGGAUAUGUCAUUUGUGGACCUUGCUCGGAGAAGAGGUAUCUUUUGCCAAGUCAGUCUUCCAAGCCUGUGCGGGUUUGUGAUUUCUGUUAUGAUCUUCUGUCCAAUGGGGAUUUUUCUUCCUGCCUGCCUAGUAGGUCGGACUCCUUCUCCCACCCUUCGAAGUCCAAAAAUAAUUUGUCAGAUGACGACGACGAUGAGGACAGCAGUGACUAAAAAUAAGCACAAUCUAAAAAGGAUAUUCUUUAUAUGGAAAUCUGAGCUGCUGUUAGAUGAAUACGUUCAUCUUCAUGGACCCUCCGUCAACCCAAAAUAGUGUUUUUGUUUUUUGCAGAAUAUAUUACUUCAUGUGCCUCAAUUUUAAAUGCUUCAGGUUUCUUCAGGGAUAAACUAUAGCUCCUGUAGUUACUGCCUUGCAGCUACGUAUGCAUAAUUUGUGUCUCUACUAAGGUUUUUCAGAGCCGGGUUUGCUGCAGGUAUGAGUUAAACUAUUGUAAAUAUAGUGGAAAAAGAAGCCAAGCCCUCUUCUACUAGACACACAUCUGUAUAACAAAUAGUUAAACUGAGAUGCAAAAACGAUCACUUUGUGCCUUAUGAUUGCUAAAAUGUGAGCAUUGACCCCCCGUUCUUUGACAUAAUCACGUAUUUGGUGCUUGGUCAAACACUAUAGGAAUAAAGUUUUUUUUCCAUGUAAGGCUAAGGAUAUUUUCUUUUUUUUUCCAGGGGGCUUUUAUAUUUUUUUUUUACCAAAUAUAAAUUGGGGCGUGUAGCCUAAAAACUUGCAAUGUAAUAUUUGUAGUUUUAAACCUUUUUCUGUAUUUUUGGUUAAAUAUAAACCUUUAAAUGCAAUCACCUUCAAUCAUCCAAAUACAAUGUAUUUUCUUUCUAUUUAAAACCCUUUGUGCCGUAUAAUAAACUCCUCUCCUUAUGCAGUA